Hibiscus syriacus is the source of this 1535-nucleotide messenger RNA. Its product is annotated as glucan endo-1,3-beta-glucosidase 8-like. The coding region runs from base 24 to 1535 and encodes 503 amino acids. The transcript is spliced from 2 exons. Gene Ontology annotation, cellular component: plasma membrane. Lineage: Eukaryota; Viridiplantae; Streptophyta; Magnoliopsida; Malvales; Malvaceae. Gene Ontology annotation, molecular function: hydrolase activity, hydrolyzing O-glycosyl compounds. Gene Ontology annotation, biological process: carbohydrate metabolic process. The record is from RefSeq and is a predicted model, not a curated record.
CUUCCUUUGAAAUAGCACUCAAAAUGGUUCCAGCUAAGGUCUUUCUAUGGGCAUAUGUAUUACUUUUUGUACCUGGUAGCAUUGUAGCACAAGACCUUGGUGUGAAUUGGGGAGUCAUUGCAUCACAUCCUUUGGACCCUAAGAUUGUUGUUCAAAUGAUAAAAGAUAAUGGCAUCAAAAAGGUUAAGAUUUUCCACGCUGAACCACAAGUUCUAGAUGCCCUGGCCGGAACUGAUCUCGAGGUCAUGGUGGGGAUUCCUAAUGAAUCUUUGAAAAGCCUUUCUGAGAAAUACAGUGUCGCCCAGGCUUGGGUUAAAGCAAAUAUCACAGCCCAUAUGGGUAAAAAGCGUGUGAAUUUCAAGUACGUGGCAGUAGGAAAUGAACCAUUUCUGAGAGCCUACAAUAGUUCGUACAACAACGUAACACUCCCAGCUAUGAAAAACAUUCUGAAAGCAUUAAAAGAAGCUGGUCAUGGAAAAGAUAUCAAAGUAUCAACACCUCUUAACGGUGAUGUUUACUACACAACUAGUUACAGACCAUCCGAUGGAAUAUUCCGACCUGACAUAGCGGAUAUCAUGGGCCAAAUAUGUCAAUUUCUCGAUCAAAACGAUUCUCCUUUCAUUGUCAACAUCUAUCCUUUCUAUAAUAUUUACUUAUACCCCGGAUUCCCCGAAAACUACGCAUUCUUCGGUAGCGAUGACUCAAGUGCUGUAGAUGACCACGGUACAAAAUAUCACAGUGUUCUUGACGGUAAUAUCGACACUCUUGUCUCCGCACUAAAAGUAGCCAAAUUUCCAGAUAUACCGAUCAUUGUCGGCGAAGUUGGAUGGCCGACCGACGGUAAUAUCUACGCCACCACGAAAAAUGCCAAGAGAUUCUACGAUGGGCUGUUGAAGAAAAUGGCGAAAAAGGAGGGAACUCCACUUCGUCCAAAGACGUAUCCCGAUGUUUACAUGUUUGCUUUGUUAGAUGAAAAUCAAAAGAGUAUUGAUCCAGGGAUGUUUGAGAGGCACUGGGGAGUUUUUACCUUCGAUGGACAACCUAAGUAUCCGAUGGAUCUUUCGGGCAAAGGACAGAACAAGUCGCUUGUUGGUGGGAAAAAUGUGCAGUACCUGGAAAAGCAGUGGUGUGUGUAUAACAAGGAUGCUCCAAACCAAAAGGAUUUGAAUGUAAAGGUUCAAUGGGCUUGUAAUAAUACGGAUUGCACCACUUUGGUGCCUGGAGCUUCAUGUUCAGGCAUGGGUAUUGAAAUGAACGCCUCGGUUGCCUUCAACAUGUACUACCAAAUUGCAAAUCAAGUUAAAGAAAUAUGUGAUUUCGGAGGUUUAGCCAAGAUUGUGAAGCAAGAUCCAUCUAAUGGCACUUGUAAGUUCCCCAUCAUGAUUAAAACUUCCCAAACUACAUCCAAUUCCACUUUGGCGCCUGCUCCAUCAAAUUCUUCCAAUCCUCACUCUUCUUCCUCUCCCUCUACCUCUCAUUCUUCCCUACUUAUUUUUCAAUUUUUUGUGGGCAUUUUCACUCUUUGGUUUGCAUAA